This is a messenger RNA of Pelmatolapia mariae (spotted tilapia), 5768 nucleotides long. RefSeq names its product dynamin 1b (gene dnm1b). The transcript is spliced from 24 exons. The record is from RefSeq and is a predicted model, not a curated record. The coding region runs from base 189 to 2696 and encodes 835 amino acids. Lineage: Eukaryota; Metazoa; Chordata; Actinopteri; Cichliformes; Cichlidae. Gene Ontology annotation, cellular component: microtubule; membrane; cytoplasm. Gene Ontology annotation, biological process: receptor internalization; synaptic vesicle endocytosis. Gene Ontology annotation, molecular function: microtubule binding; GTP binding; GTPase activity.
UGGUUGCGAGCGUGCUUGGAGCCUCCCUGCAGCGGAGCAGAGAGGAGGAGGAGAAAGAGCUGAAGGUCACAGCUGGAGCAGCAUCAUCAGCAUCGAUCGAUCCUGUGAUCGAUCAUCGGCCGCUGAUCGGUCACAGCAGCAGCGAGACACACCAGCAGCCUCCGCCUGUCUCCGCCCGCCUCUCCGCCAUGGGGAACCGGGGGAUGGAGGAGCUGAUCCCGCUGGUGAACCGGCUGCAGGAUGCCUUCUCCGCCAUCGGCCAGAACUCCAACCUCGACCUGCCGCAGAUCGCGGUGGUGGGCGGCCAGAGCGCCGGCAAGAGCUCGGUGCUCGAGAACUUCGUGGGCAAGGACUUCCUCCCUCGUGGAUCCGGCAUCGUCACUCGGCGUCCCCUCGUGCUGCAGCUCAUCAACUGUCCCACAGAGUAUGCCGAGUUCCUGCAAUGCAAAGGGAAGAAGUUCACGGACUUUGAUGAAGUUCGUCAGGAGAUUGAAGCUGAAACGGAUCGAGUGACGGGGCAGAACAAAGGCAUCAGUCCAGUCCCCAUCAACCUCAGAGUCUACUCCCCCAAUGUCCUGAACCUGACUCUGGUGGAUCUACCUGGGAUGACGAAGGUCGCAGUGGGCGACCAGCCACCCGACAUCGAGCACCAGAUCAGAGACAUGAUCAUGCAGUUCGUUACUAAGGAAAACUGCCUCCUAUUGGCUGUUUCCCCAGCCAACUCUGACCUUGCUAACUCUGACGCCCUGAAGAUCGCUAAGGAGGUUGACCCACAAGGUCUGAGGACCAUCGGGGUCAUCACCAAACUGGAUCUGAUGGAUGAAGGGACCGACGCCAGAGACAUCCUGGAGAACAAACUGCUGCCGCUACGAAGAGGUUACAUCGGGGUCGUGAAUCGCAGUCAGAAAGACAUUGACGGGAAGAAAGACAUCACCGCAGCUCUGCAGGCCGAGAGGAAGUUCUUCCUAUCUCACCCAUCUUACCGUCACCUGGCGGACCGCAUGGGCACCGCCUAUCUGCAGAAGAUUCUCAACCAGCAACUGACCAAUCACAUCCGGGACACGUUGCCGGCGUUGCGCAGUAAACUGCAGAGUCAGCUGCUUUCCAUCGAGAAGGAGGUGGAGGAGUACAAGAACUUCAGACCGGAUGACCCGAGCCGCAAGACCAAGGCCCUGCUGCAGAUGGUGCAGCAGUUCGCGGUGGACUUUGAGAAGCGGAUCGAAGGGUCCGGGGAUCAGGUGGACACCUACGAGCUGUCGGGAGGGGCGAAGAUCAACCGCAUCUUCCACGAACGCUUCCCCUUCGAACUGGUCAAGCUGGAGAGUGACGAGAAGACUCUUCGUAAGGAGAUCAGCUACGCCAUCAAGAACAUCCACGGGAUCAGGACGGGUCUGUUCACCCCUGACAUGGCGUUCGAGACGAUCGUGAAGCGUCUGAUCGCUCAGCUCAAAGAGCCGUGUCAGAAAUGUGUCGACAUGGUGAUCAGCGAGCUCGUCAACACCGUCAGGCAGUGCACGCAGAAGCUGGCUCAGUAUCCGAUGCUCAGAGAGGAGAUGGAGAGGAUCGUCACUCAGCACAUCAGAGACCGAGAGAGCCGCUCCAAAGAGCAGGUGAUGCUGCUGAUCGACAUCGAGCUGGCCUACAUGAACACAAACCACGAGGACUUCAUCGGCUUCGCAAACGCUCAGCAGAAAAGCAGUCAGAUGAACAAGAAGAAGGCAGCAGGAAACCAGGAUGAGAUCAUGGUGAUCCGUAAAGGCUGGCUCACCAUCAACAACAUCGGCAUCAUGAAGGGCGGAGCCAAAGAGUACUGGUUCGUCCUGACUGCUGAGACGCUGUCCUGGUACAAAGAUGAUGAGGAGAAAGAGAAGAAGUACAUGCUGCCUGUAGACAACCUGAAACUGAAGGACAUUGAGAAGAGCUUCAUGUCCAGCAAACACAUCUUCGCCCUGUUCAACACUGAGCACAGGAACGUGUACAAGGACUACCGUCAGCUGGAGCUGGCCAGCGAGUCUCAGGAAGAGGUCGACGGCUGGAAGGCGUCCUUCCUACGUGCUGGAGUGUACCCUGAACGCAGCGUGGAUAAAGAGAAGGUGGAGGCCGAGGAGUCGAGUGGCAACGGGCAGAUCCACAGUCUGGACCCUCAGCUGGAGCGGCAGGUGGAGAUCGUCAGGAACCUGGUGGACUCGUACCUUGCCAUCAUCCACCGUACCAUCAGGGACCUGAUCCCCAAGACCAUCAUGCAUCUGAUGGUCAACAAUACGAAGGACUUCAUCCACGCUGACCUGCUGGCUCAGCUGUACUCUUGUGGAGACCAGAACACCCUGAUGGAGGAGUCCCAGGAACAGGCUCAGCACCGCGAUGAGAUGCUCAGGAUGUACCACGCGCUGCGCGAGGGCCUCAGCAUCAUCGGUGACAUCAGCACCUCCACCAUCACCACAGCGAUGCCUCCGCCUGUUGACGACUCGUGGCUGCAGGUGACGGGGAUGCCGUCAGGACGCAGGUCCCCCAUGUCCAGUCCGACCCCCCAGCGCCGGGCCCCUCCUGGCCCUCCUCGUCCAGGUGGUCGUGCCGCCCCGGGUCCCCCCUCCCGUCCGGUGGUGUCACCUGAUCCUGGACCCCCACCCUCUAUCCCCUCACGGCCCAACAGAGCGCCACCGCCUGGAGUUCCCAGAAUCUCUAUCAGUGACCAGUGAGGAGUUCACCAAUGUCGGAGGGCUCCUGCAUCUCCAUCCCGACCAUCCAGACCAGCCUCUGACUCCGCCCUCUGACAGUCACACACACAAGCAUACGAAACACGUGACCCGUGUGAAACGGCCGUUCCAUCAGUGCUCCAUAUGUGGUUUCACAGCAUGGACACUUUACUCAGAUUUCCCUUUGGUCACAUGGUGCACCAGACCAGCUCUGACUGGUUCAAACCUCAGACUUAUUCCAGCCUGCUUAAACUGGUUCUAACUGGUUCUAAUUCCAGCUUGAUAUUGAUGUAUGGGUUACUGGUACCAGCAGGAUGAUCAGAGCGGGUCCUGAUGGUUUUUGUUUUAAACUCGGCUUCAGUGGUUCACAUCAGUUCUAACUCAGCCAUAUUUGAAUGGACUGCUUUCCAAACCUGCUCCUUGUUUGGGUCGAUCUACUGGUUUCACUGGUUCCUGCCAGUUGUUCCGAUAUACCGGUACCAACUGGUUCUUGAGAAAUCCAGCCCUGACGUAGACCUGGCUGGUUCAGAUUGGUUUGAACAGACUGGUUGCCCAACAUGCUGGUACCAGCUGUUUUAACCAGUUCUGGUUGGUUCCGGUAUGUUUCAGCGACUGGUUUCUUUACGUCUAACAAGUUUCUGCUGGUUCCAGUCUGUUGGAUCUUCUAACUGGUUUAAAUGUAUAAGCUGCUCACUGAACGCCCAGCUUACUGGUACCAUCUGGUUCCAUCAAGAUCUACCGUGAUUGUGAGGAUCACUGCUGGUUCUAACCAGUUCUGUUUGUACUCAUGUGACCUCUGACCCCUGUACCAGUUGGCCUUUCUCCUCAUUUACUCUUCUCCUCUUUUGUUUUCUGUCAUUUUUUUUCCCAGUCGUCCCAGUAAAGGUAGCCCCGCCCACGGAGAGAGUCCCCAGUCUUCGAUUGAGGGUUAAGCUGAACAGAGUGUGUGUUUGUGUCUCACUGAAGCUGUGUUACUGUGAACCUUCCUAGUAAUAAACAUAUUGAUUAUUAUCAGCACUUAUUCUGACUGUAUAGCAGCUGAUCAGCAAUACAUUGUGUGUAAAUAUGACGUUCGGUCACGCCGCAGACAGAAACACGUGACCUCAGCAGGUCUGUCAGUACUGUAGACGACUCCGGAGGAGACGAGGCGAGGAGGUCUCUGCUCUGGAUGUCCCGGCUGAGAUCAUCUUCAUGUUCACUUCCUGUUCUGAUCCAUGGUGCCGUUUCUUUACAGUGUAAAGUUUACAGUUUUAACUUGUGUAUUUAUCUAUUUAUUGUAUUAUUUAUUUUACUCUGCUGGAAUUCCACGUUUGUUUCUGCUGGCAUCUGUCCUUCCACCUGUAGCUGCACUGAACAUGUGACAUGUGUGGAUCACCAUGCACCAUCCUCUAAGCACAAACAUAGGCUGAAACCAGCUGUACACAGGCCUCGUGAACGCUCAUGUAACUGGCUCAGUUUGUGCAUUUGUAACUGUCAAAGUUAUGGAGAGUACUGAAUCCAGAUGUUUCCAGAGAUGGGCUGUGACCUCUCAGCUGGAUCCAGGGACUCCAUCAGUCUGUGCUCAGACUUUAUGAGCGGUUCAGCUAAGACGGUGUAACAGAUGGACGUAGCUGCCGUGAUGUUUCAUAUUUUUGAAUGCCAGUAUGAAGCCAUGAGAUGAGCUUCUCUCACCAUCGCCAUCUCAGUGUGUUGACACAUGUGUGACGAUUGAGAGGUGGAGCCAAGAGGCCCGAUGAGUUUUUCUGAAAUAUGCAACGAUCAAAAUGUUUGAAAUUGACUCGAUCUGUUAUUGGGUUCGAACUGAGACGAGCAGCAGGGACCAAAAACUCACCAGGAAGUGUUUACAGAGGUCACGGCCAGGGUGGUUUUUCAGAGACUUCUGUGGGACUAGCAAGUCUGCCGCAGCUAAUGCCCCCUGGUGGCCAUUACAAAGAUUGCAGCUUUAAGGCGUCACGUUUCAGACCCAGAAGCUAUGUCCAUCUUUUAUACCGUCUUUAAGGCGGGAUAGUUAGCUGUGAGUUAGCUAGAAUAAAGGUAGCUUAAGGUCAAAUUUGAUCCCUCCAUAAAUCAAACCCUGCUGAUGCGGUUUCCGUUAAAGGUCAAAUUCGGUCCGAUGUCCUGAACCCUUCACAUAGUAAUCGGGCUGUUAGAGGUAGAGAGCUGUUAUCACAUAUACAUCAGAGAGAGAAAAGAUUGAAAAGCAGCACAGUGCCCGCUGAGCUCACCCACCUUCAGCUAACCAUCCCGUCUUACCUCUGAUCUACAUCUGUUCCACAAAUGUUUGUCCAGUGUAGCUAUUGCAUGGACCACGAAGCUACCAGCUGGUUCCAAAUGGAUCGUUGUGGUUCCUCCUUCCCUUUCCUGGUUCCAGCUGGUUCUACCUCUUCAUCUAACGCCAGCAGGGUUGAGAUCUUUUUCGUUCUUCUUCAUUUCCUCAUUGGUUUACGGUGAGCUUCCUCUGAUGUGAAGAUCAGAGGAAGCUGUGACUGAAGCGAUGAGGAGAUAAUGUUUGUGGAGGUGGCCCGGUUUCUCUGGAGGUUGGGUUGGUUUUGUGCUGCUCAUGUGAACGAAGUGUCAAGCGAUCGUGUUUCCUGUUUGGAUGUACCAGCUGAUCUCCUCACUGUGUUGUGUUUGCUCUUCAUGUUGUGGUGAUUUUGUAGAGUUAGUUAAGCUCCGAGCAGCGUUCAGCGCCGCCACCGCCGCGGGGCAUUAGCUGUGCCGUGUCGUCGUUGUCUACAUUAACAUCUGCAUGCUUGCCGUAUGAGUUUAUCAAUCAGUAAAGUGUUGCACUUCGCUCUGCAGCGGCACACGCCACGCACCUCGGCCCCUCCCACACCUGUGCUUGUGGAUAGUUACCUGUGUAUGCUCUCAAUAUGAAUCUAUGUGCAGCGAAUAUGACAAUAUAGACAUGUAUCAUAUAUAUGUGAGCAAAAAGCUAAACUAAAUAUGCAGCGGCCAACACUGUAGUGUGUGUGUCUGUGUAAGAGAGAGAGAGAGUGUGUGUAGAUCUGUUGUGUAUUAGUGUCAUGUGAUCAGGGCCCAAAGAGAUAUGAAUAAAGUUUGUGUGAAUGAAGA